CGAAGAUAUAGACGUGAAUACUGACCUGAAAAAGUGACGAUAACAGAGAAUUGAAAAUCAUUAAGCUCUACAACCCAACCCAGGCGGCUUUUGCACCAUACGAACCUGCCGCAUAUUAAUGUCUUGAAUUUACUGUGUUUUUUGUUUGUUUACUUAGGACAAUAUUUACAUGAUAUCUUAGUCACCCUUUGCUUGAGUGAGUGAGGCGAGAAAGCAAAGCAAACGGUAGAAGAAGAAUAGCGUGUAGUCAGUCACUGCGAUGGCCUCCGAUAGCAACAUGGACAGAGAAAUUAUUCUGGCUGACUUUCAGGCUUGCACUGGCAUUGACAACAUUGCAGAGGCUAUCACUCUUUUAGAACUCAAUAAUUGGGAUUUAGUGGCGGCUAUAAAUGGAGUCAUACCACAAGAGAAUGGGAUCUUGCAAAGCAACUUCUCCAGCGAGGCGUCCCAAGCCAACACCUUUGGGCCUCACAGCCAAGCAGCAGCCGAGACAGCAGCAGUUCCACCAGCUUCUUCCUCAUCUUCCUCCUCCUCUCCCUCCUCCUCGGCAUUCUGCCCUGUCCUUCCCUCCCGACACAUUGUUGAGCGGCAGUCGCGCAUGCUCAACUUCCGGGUGGAGUACCGCCAGCGCACGGUUGAAGUUGUUGUUGAAGAGGGCAGCGCAGUUGGGGAAAUCAAACAGAUUCUUGAGACAGAGCUUCAGGUCCCUGUAUCAAAAAUGCAGCUUAAGGGUUGGAAAUCUGGAGACGUCUCAGACAGUACUGUUCUGCGAAGUUUGCACCUGCCCAAGAACAAUAGCCUGUACGUGCUGACCCCAGACAUCGCACCCUCAGCCAGCACCAGCCAAAACAGUGUUCUUCAGGAGUCGUUAAAUCAGAACUUUCUGCUCGUCAUCAACCACCGUGAAGCCCAGAGAGACUACAGUCUCAACUUCCCUGGCAGCAGGACCAUACAGGAGGUGAAGAGGAAUGUUUCAGACCUGACAAACAUCCCUGUGCGGCACCAACAGUGGGAGGGCUGGCCUGCUACGGCAUCUGACGAUUCGAUGACAUUAGCUGCCUCUGGAAUAAGCUACCCCUGCCAUCACCUAAGUGUGUGUCGUAGGUCCUCACCAGCCAACAACCAAGAGCCCACCGAGGAGUGUGCAGAUGUCCACAUGGUGAGUGACAGUGAAGGUGACGACUUUGAGGAUGCAUCGGAAUUUGGAGUUGACGAGUCAGAGAUGUUCGGAAUGGGGUCUUCUACAGGAUGUCGGAAAGCCCCUAUGAUGCCUGAGAACAGUGAAAAUGAAGGAGAUGCCUUACUGCACUUUACUGCCGAAUUUUCAACAAGGUAUGGGGAAUGUCAUCCGGUGUUCUUCAUUGGGAGUUUGGAGGCGGCAGCUCAAGAGGCCUUCUAUGGCAAAGCUAGAGAUAGAAAACUGCUGGCCAUCUACCUCCACAACGACGAGAGCGUGCUCAGCAACGUGUUCUGCUCCCAGAUGAUGUGCGCAGAGUCCAUAGUGUCCUAUCUAAGCCAGAACUUCAUCGCAUGGGCCUGGGAUGUCACUAGAGAAGCUAACAAAGCCAGACUACUCACCAUGUGCACGAGGCACUUUGGGAGCGUGGUGGCACAGACCAUUCGGACAUACAAGACUGAUCAGUUUCCUCUGCUCCUUAUUGUCAUGGGAAAGAGGACGUCAAAUGAGGUUUUAAACGUUAUUCAAGGCAACACAACGGUGGACGAGUUGAUGAUGAGGCUAAUGGGUGCAAUGGAAAUCUUCACAGCACAGCAGCAAGAGGAUAUCAAGGAUGAGGAUGAACGUGAAGCCAGGGAAAUGGUGAAGAGGGAGCAGGAUGAGGCCUACCAGCUGUCUUUAGAGGCUGACCGUAAAAAGAGAGAAGCCCAAGAGAGAGAGCAGGCAGAACAGCUUCGUCUGCAACAGAUCCAGAAAGAAGCAGAUGAUGAGAAAGAGGCCAUCCGCCUCUCAUUGGAGCACGCCCUGCCACCAGAGCCUGCAGAAGAGGGAGGAGAGCUAAUUAGCAAGCUGCGUAUCCGAACCCCCAGCGGAGAGUUUCUGGUGCGCCGCUUCCUGGGCAGCACCAAGCUGCAGGUCCUGUUUGACUUUGUGGCCUCCAAGGGUUACCCGUUGGACGACUUCAAACUGCUCACCACCUUCCCCCGCAGAAACAUCACCCAGCUAGACCCAGACUCAUCUUUACUGGAGGCCAAACUUUUCCCUCAGGAGACCCUUUUUCUGGAAGCUAAAGAGUAGGACUGACUGGCCUUGCCAUGUGUGGUGAUGGGACAGGCUGGACAAGUAGUGAAACACCCUAGCAUGGUCCCAGUCGGUCUGCAGAUACAGCCCACCCUCACACACUUGUGAACUCUCAAACACACACAGUACACAACAUACAAUACACAACUCCCACACAACCACCCUUAAAAUAUCCCCGUCCCCCCACACACUGAUGCUUCUCAGCCUGUACAAGGUGCAAGAAUGCCUAGUGUGCUCCUAUGUGCAGAGAUGCUCCCACAAGCACAUAGCCAAACACCUCUCCACCACAUCACAAACUUAAUUGCGUGUUCUGGUUUUCUCUGCCCACACUCUUACAGUAUAAUAUAAAAAGAAACUCUUGAGUAGAAGAACAGCAUCGUGGACAAGGACUUCCCACUACAGUACAGCUGCCUUUUUAGACAUGUUUUUGUGUUUGAAUAAGAAAUUUAAAAAAAGCAAAGAGACAUUUCCUGGAGGACGCUGGACUAUCUCAUCUCCACCUGCAUUCGGCCCCUAACCUCAUUGCCCACCCCCUCCCUCAGCCUAUAAUGGACCCCCCAGGAGCAGCAAGAAAAGGCUUGAUGUUCCUGCUCUGCUUCAACCAGCCCUGGUUUUUAAUUUCAAAAUGCUCCACACCCAACUGUCCCUUUAUUUUUCUUGAUCCUUUUUAAGUUUGAUGCUGUAUUUGUUUUAGUUUGAUAUACAUUAUAUAAAAUAUAUAUGAACAUACAUCUGU
Molecule: messenger RNA, 2993 nt
Organism: Esox lucius (northern pike)
Lineage: Eukaryota; Metazoa; Chordata; Actinopteri; Esociformes; Esocidae
Gene: faf1
Product: Fas (TNFRSF6) associated factor 1
Exons: 19
Coding region: 260-2254 (664 amino acids)
Cellular component (GO): endoplasmic reticulum; nucleus
Molecular function (GO): ubiquitin binding; NF-kappaB binding
Source: RefSeq, a predicted model, not a curated record